This is a messenger RNA of Coccidioides immitis RS, 1980 nucleotides long. RefSeq names its product CMGC/CDK protein kinase. The transcript has 8 exons. Gene Ontology annotation, molecular function: ATP binding; cyclin-dependent protein serine/threonine kinase activity. The record is from RefSeq and is a predicted model, not a curated record. The coding region runs from base 1 to 1617 and encodes 538 amino acids. NCBI's taxonomy places the organism in Eukaryota, Fungi, Ascomycota, Eurotiomycetes, Onygenales, Onygenaceae. Gene Ontology annotation, cellular component: nucleus. Gene Ontology annotation, biological process: protein phosphorylation.
AUGCUUCCAUCAACGUCAUCACCCAACUUGAAAGUGCCACUAGAACGCGACGAAGAAGGGCGUCCACGAUUCAAAGGCUGUUCGUCGAUCCGCGAAUAUGAAUUUCUGGGAAAGCUUGGAGAAGGCACAUUUGGCGAGGUGUACAAGGCUCGUUCAAAACAUUCCGGAUCAAUUGUUGCGCUGAAGAAAAUAUUAUUACACAAUGAAAAGGACGGGUUCCCCAUUACGGCUCUUCGCGAAAUCAAGCUGCUCAAAGUCUUAUCACACACUAAUAUAAUACGCCUGGAAGAAAUGGCUGUGGAGCGAAGCAGAGGUGAAGGCCGGAAAAAGCCGUCUAUGUACAUGGUGACUCCAUACAUGGAACAUGACCUCGCUGGCCUCUUGGAGAAUCCGAACGUACAUCUUACCGAGCCUCAGAUUAAGUGUUACAUGUUGCAACUCCUAGAAGGGCUACGAUAUCUCCAUCAAAACAACAUCCUUCAUCGUGAUAUGAAAGCGGCCAACCUUCUUAUCAGUAACAGAGGUAUACUUCAAAUUGCAGAUUUUGGUCUCGCGAGGCCAUACGAUGGACAUCCCCCAGCUCCUGGCAAGGGAGGCGGAGAAGCUGUGCGAGAUUAUACUUCGCUCGUUGUAACUCGAUGGUACCGGCCGCCCGAGUUAUUACUUCAGCUUCGACGUUAUACGACGGCGAUAGAUAUGUGGGGAGCUGGGUGCGUUUUCGGCGAAAUGUUUAAGGGCAAACCCAUACUUGCUGGAAGCAGUGAUUUAAACCAGGCCCAACUCAUAUUUACUCUCGUUGGUUCUCCAACUGAGGAGACCAUGCCCGGCUGGAGUGCUCUCCCCGGAUGUGAAGGGGUGAAAUCAUGGGGUUCCAAACCAGGAAACCUUUCAACCGUCUUCAGAGAACAAGGACCCGGCGCCAUAUCAUUGCUUUCUGAGCUUCUUAAACUUGAUUGGCGUAAGCGAAUCAACGCGAUUGAUGCACUAAAACACCCUUAUUUCUUGAAUCCACCCCUUCCUGCCCGCCCUGGUGAUCUGCCUCAAUUUGAGGAUUCGCAUGAGCUUGAUAGAAGGAAAUUUCGUGGGCAAAAGGCGAUGCCGCCCGCGCCCGCCGGUGGCUCUGUCGGCAUGGGUGCCAACGGCGAAUGGACAUCCGGCUCAGGGGUGAGGGUCCCACCAGAUCCGAAAUUGAAUAGCCGGAUACCUAGUGCUGCACGCAACGGUCCGAGAGGAGCCUACGACAGUCGUGUUCCAGACUCUGCUCGUGGCCAUAAACGACAAGCAUCGGACGAUCACCCUCCGCGUUCACGCGACCCAAGCAUUCACGGAAGACCACCGGGCCAACUCCCCGGAAGGCCGAAUGCUGCCACAUGGCGUGGCGGUGAUCGUCGGGAGCAGCGUGGCCGUGAUGAAUGGGAUCGCCACCGUUCUCGUGAUUCCUACGUUCCUAAGUAUGACGAUGAUUCCACUUCUGUUUCCCGAAGAGACAAUCUCGAUAGUCGACCUCGUGCAGACUCCCGUGGAGAUAGGUUUUAUAGACCUAGCCGAAGCAGAAGUCCCGAAAGGCCACGCAGCCGUGCUGGCGAUGGGGAUUCACAUAACAUUUAUAGGCGCUGACCUUUGUUGUUCUCGCCCUUUCUGGAGUAGGCAUUGUCUUUCUAGCAGCGCCUUCACACCUUUUUAGCUUGGGAUUUAUUCACUGACAUUCGGCGUAUUGAUGCAUUUUCAUGUUGGGGCGUCUAAAGCUGGAUUCAUGGAUGAUAUCAUGCAUUUGCCUGGCGUUUUCAGGAUAUCUAUAUGGGUAAUGGGCCAUACUUUCUCGAAUAUGUUAAGCUCUCAUAGAACGCACAUAGCAGACACCCACAUUGGGGGUGGUCAAUGCUUUCGCACAUACGUUGAACAGCGGCGAUUUCCAGAUUUGGCAUUUUUGGGGAGGUUUCGCAGGAACUUUAUAAUAAUGAAAUCUCCUGAUCAACUGAA